Messenger RNA from Onthophagus taurus, 906 nucleotides. The record is from RefSeq and is a predicted model, not a curated record. NCBI's taxonomy places the organism in Eukaryota, Metazoa, Arthropoda, Insecta, Coleoptera, Scarabaeidae.
UCAAGAACUCCCGAGAGAUGGCGAAACUCUAAAAAAAUAAACCGCAACAACUUCACGUCAGUUGUGAUUGAGCCAUCGUGGUGAAAUGAGUAAAGCGUAGUUGUUUUUCCGUAACUGUUAAUAUUGUCAAAAUGAGGUGGGCGGAAGAGGAAACCAUAAAGUUCGUGAAGCUGUACCGCGACCAUGAAUGUUUAUGGAACAAGACGAAGCCCAGCUACAAAAACAAGAACAACCGGCUGAAGGCGAUCCAUAACAUAAUGCAUGUGAUGGCGAAGGAAGGAUUCGGAGUGACCGAAAUUAAGCAGAAAAUCAAAAACAUUCGAUCCACGUAUUACCAGGAGGUGCAGAAAAUCAAGAAAAGCGCUAAAUCGGCUAUGUCGCAGGAUGAUAUUUAUCAACCGAAUGUGAAAUGGUUCACUAAUAUGGAUUAUAUUAUGAGGCAUUCUAAGAAACCGAGUGAAAUACACAAUAAGGUGAUGCACAAACAAUUACACAGGAUGUGGGGAAACAUAAAUAAGCGCCCAAAAAGCAUCUUAGCAAAACAACGCUCCCCUGGGAUACAAUUCGUCGACUACAAGGACUCAGAAGAAAUCACUGAUCCGCUCCUUGAAGACAUGAAAGUGGAGACGUUUUCGCUCGAAAUGAACGAAAUGGACGCUGAGGAACCUCCAUCACCGAUUAGGCACGAAACGGAUCACCACCACGAACAAUUUAAUGUUGACCAGGAUGAAAUAAGGGAAAAAACGCGGAGGGUCACUCUCCUUAUUAAUCAGGAUGAGGAAUUAUUUAAGUGGCGCCUUCUAGAGGCCAAAGCGAAGGCGAGGGAAGCUGAAUUAAAAGCUGAAAUUGCUAUGUUUGAGUUGCAGAAUUUAAAAGAUAAAUAAAUGGUUUGUUUUUAAUUAAGAA